AUGAACACUACAACUACAAUUCGAACCACAAGUACAACUACAACUACAACUACAUCUACAACUACAACUACAACUACAACUACUACUCAGCAUCUACUAAUUCCCAAUAUUCCGGCCGAUGCCCGAUGGGAACAGGAUGGAGUGACUGUUGCUGGAGACCAUGGAUACGGCGAUGCCACCAAUCAAUUCAAAAGACCCCAAGGUAUCUUUGUUGAUGAGAAUCAAACGAUGGUCAUCACUGAUUCUUGGAAUAAUCGUGUCGUCCAAUGGAAGAUGGGCGAUACCAAUGGACAAGUUGUAGCUGGGACCCACGGUCAAGGAGAUCGAUUGAAUCAACUGCAUAAUCCAACCGAUGUGCUGAUCGACAAAGAAACGGAUAGUCUGAUUAUCUGUGAUAAUUGGAAUCGUCGAGUUUUACGAUUAUCUCGUCGUAGUGGUGCAGUUGAAGGAGAAAUCCUUCUCGACAAGUUCAUGUGUCUAGGAUUGGCUAUGGAUGAUCAAAGAUAUCUCUACGUCUCUGACGAUGACAAAAAUGAAGUAAGACGAUAUAAAAUAGGAGACAAGAAUGGAACUUCCGUUGCUGGUGGUCAUGGAGAAGGUGAUGGACUCAAUCAAUUCAAGUAUCCGGCCUACAUCUUUGUCGAUCAACAACAGAGUGUCUAUGUGUCAGAUCAACAGAAUCAUCGUGUGAUGAAAUGGGAGAAAGGUGCAAAAGAAGGAAUUGUCGUCGCUGGUGGUAAAGGUUUUGGGGGCGCUCUGUCACAAGUAUACUGGCCUCAUGGACUGUUCGUCGAUACGUUGGGUACUCUCUAUGUUUCAGAGUAUGGAAAUAAUCGAGUGACGCGUUGGUCCAAAGGGGUGACACAAGGCACUGUUAUUGUGGGUGGAAAUAGUGGUGGACAAGGAGCUAACCAGUUGAACCAGCCCACGGAUUUGUCCUUCGAUCGACAUGGGAAUCUCUAUGUCCUCGAUAUGGGAAAUACUCGUGUUCAACGAUUUUCUAUCGAAUAG
Messenger RNA from Rotaria sp. Silwood2, 1011 nucleotides. The record is from the annotation of a GenBank genome assembly. Lineage: Eukaryota; Metazoa; Rotifera; Eurotatoria; Philodinida; Philodinidae.